Molecule: messenger RNA, 1852 nt
Organism: Hemicordylus capensis (graceful crag lizard)
Lineage: Eukaryota; Metazoa; Chordata; Lepidosauria; Squamata; Cordylidae
Product: probable peptidyl-tRNA hydrolase 2
Exons: 7
Coding region: 213-767 (184 amino acids)
Cellular component (GO): cytosol; mitochondrion
Molecular function (GO): peptidyl-tRNA hydrolase activity; protein binding
Source: RefSeq, a predicted model, not a curated record
GAAAGGGCGGGUUUAUGAAGCUGGCGCCGUGGAACCACAACGCGCAGAAACGAGAAGCGCUGGUCAGCGCCGGGCACAGUUACUGGUUACAACCUCCGAAGCCGUCAGGGAUAGUGGUCACAGGGAAAUGACGAUACGGGCGGGCGGUCCUGAUUGGUCGGGAGACGGCAGAAGAAGCCAAUAGGAGGGCAAAGCGCCGGCAGCUGUUAAGAAUGGAGUCGCAGCCUCUCGAUUCGGAGUCAGGCGUGGAUGAGUCGCUGGUUGCGCUGCUGCUCGAAUUGGGGAUUCCGGAGGCUGCAGCGCGGCAGGCUCUGGCGCUCACCGGGGGGCACUCUGCAGAGGCCGCCGCGCAGCUUUACUUCGGUAGCGGCCUCGAUUCCCAGGAGGAAGAUGAUGCGCAAGGCAGCUGUUACUUCAAGAUGGUCUUUGUGGUGAACAUGGAGCUUUCCAUGGGGGCUGGAAAGAUGGCUGCCCAGGUGGGACAUGCUGCUAUUGGCCUCUUCCAGCUGUUGCAGGAAAAGUCUACCCACAGGGACAUGAUCAACCAGUGGGAUGAACAUGGUGCAAAGAAAGUUGUUCUUCAAGGGUCCAACACUGACCAAUUGCUGGAGCUUCACGCCUUAGCCCUGAGCUUGGAACUGCCAACAUACCUAGUGCAGGAUGCUGGAAGGACCCAGGUUCCAGCUGGGUCACAUACAGUUCUUGCCCUGAUGGGAGAAGAAGAGAUGGUGAAUCAGUUGUCGUCCACUCCAGAUAUUGGAUUUUAAGAACGUAGCACUAGCACCAUAUGAUCAUCAUCUCUCCGCCUAAUGGAAGGAGGCUGGACAAUGCAGUGGGGGAACUGCUGUGCUGCCCAAGGCCAGGAACGGGCAAUUAGCUGGGCCAGGGAUGUGGGGGGAGGGUUUAAAACAGGGAUACACAACUUUGUUCCUCCAGUUGUUGGACUACAACUCCCAUCAUCCCCAGCCACAGUGGGGGUGAUGGGAGUUGUAGCUCAACAGCAGCUGGAGGGCCAAAGUUGUGCAUCCCUAAUUUAAAGCAAUGGAGGAAGAAUAGUGCUGACAACUGAAGGUGGGGAGAGGACAGCCCUGCUGCUCUUUUUCUCCCCCUGCAAAAACACAAAACAUCUGAAAAUGCCAAUUGAGUGUUCCUGCUGUGGUUGUACAACCAUGUUUAGCAUCUUAAAAAUAAAUAAAUUAAGAUGAUGCCUUUUUGAGAGGUUAUAAGAGGUGGCUGUAGUAUGCUUAUGACACAACAGUCAUAGCUGAUAGAUGGCCAUGACACUUGUAUAAGUGCAGUACAUAGCACCUCCUGAAAGGGGGUGUAUGGCAGGGAGAAUACUGCAGCCUAAGUAUUGUGGAACUACAUGAGAUGGCAACCAUUCUUACCUUGUAACAUCCCUCCAGAGCUAGGUUACUAUUCCCCUCUUGCAAAUUGUGCAUUGAGGCUGAAAGCUCCAAGGUAAUGCAGCAGGUGUGUAGCAGAGGGUGGACUUGAAGCUGGGUCUGCUGUAGCUGUACUGAUUAAUAGCCAUUGCUGUUGAAAACAAUCUUCUCAGGAGCAGGGCUCACCUUUGGCCCCAGCUACAACCUAUAACUCACUCUUCAUGUCUUAGCUUUGCUUUUUCUGUCUGUCUCUCUCUCCCUCUCUUUAGCACUGGCUGCUACAGCACAGGGCUCCAUUCCAGCCAUUUGAGACUCCAUAGCCCAGUAAUCCUGCAGGGGAGGCUCAGGUGCACACCUGGGCUUGUAUGGUUCAACUGAAGGCUGGGCUGAACAAAAUGCAGUUCAUUUGACCCAGCCUUCAGUCAGGAGCUCUGUCGUAGUCCACCCAUUAAAGACCAGUGCCUGAC